Daphnia magna is the source of this 1530-nucleotide messenger RNA. RefSeq lists its product as uncharacterized. NCBI's taxonomy places the organism in Eukaryota, Metazoa, Arthropoda, Branchiopoda, Diplostraca, Daphniidae. The record is from RefSeq and is a predicted model, not a curated record.
UCAGACUCAGGAUCAUCGUCUUCUUCUAGAUCUCACGAUCGUAAAAAAUCCCGCAAGGAUGGCACGGAUUCAGGCGGAUUCGACGAACCAUCCAACGUCGCCAUGCUGCCUCGCUCACGUGUUCGUGACCUACGUCGAUGGAUGAAAGAAGGUAUUGAAUCCAAAACCGAGGGAAACACCCUCCGGUCUGCUUAUGUUCCCAAAUUUGAGGGUGACUUUGAACUUAUGGCUCCUUUAUUGGACCCAUCAAUGGCUCGCAAAUGGCUGCGCAAUCUUGGCGAAUCGUCUGAUCGAGCUAAGCUGAAAGACUUUUGGGAAAAACAGCUCUUAUCAUUGCAGAGAGAAGUGAAAGAUGCCUUUCAGCCUCUUGCCUACAUGUUAGGCGUCAUGCCCGAAAAUUCCGAUGCUGAGAUGCCCGUUCAAACUGCUAUACGUCUGCUGGGCCACGUGUUUUCUCGCAUCACCAAGAUGAGACGCUCCAACGCCAUGCGCCACUGUGCGCCCAAAUUCUCUACGAUGUUGAUCGAUAAUCGUCUGUUCUCAUCUCGUGAUUACCGUAAUUUGUUUGGCAACAAAUUUAUUGACGCUUUGGAGAAAGAAGCAAUUGCUGAUGCCAAAAUGGAUCAGAUCGGACGCUACGGUGGUCCUUCCAACAGCCGUGGAGGCAAUACUCAUUUCCGCAAAGGCGGAUCCAAUUCUGGUUCUGGCGCCAAUUUCAAAUCCAACGGUAACUGGAACUUCAACAAACCACACUCGUCUAACCGCAACAAGUCUGGCGGACAACAAUUACCGGCGCUUCUAAUAAUAACAAUCCCUGUGACCAGUCAACAUCGUAAAUUUUUGCGUUUCAUAUGGGAUGGCGUCGUUUACCAAUACGGAUGGGGAUCGGUUUGCGAUGGCGUUACUGCAAGAGGCCCCUGGCCUCUUGCCGACCAAUCACGUCAUAUUAACGAGCUCGAACCGGGAAUCACGGUCGACAUUGGAUCCAAGCGAUUGGAUGCUAUUCACAGGGGCAUUCAAACGUCUCCAGGAUGUGUGGCCCAUGGAGGUGGAUCUUUUUUCGGCGGCGUGGAACAAACAAUUGCCGAAGUUUGUUUCCUGGCUACCACAGCCGAACGCGAUAGCCGUGAACGCCUUCUCCCUCAAUUGGUCACGCCUGAAUUGUUACGCGUUCCCCCCAUUCGCAAUGAUUCCGAGAUGUCUGACAAAGAUAAAGAAGGAGAAAGCUGUUGUCAUUUUGGUUUGCCCGCUUUGGUCGUCUCAGCCGUGGUACCCUCUUUUGUUGGAAAUGGCAACGGACAUUCCGAGAGUGUUCAGCUCACACCCGAUCCUCCUUCAUUCGAACUCCCUCGAGCCACACCCACUCAUUCAAUCGAAAAAAUUCCUCCUAGCCGCAUGGAAAUUAUCAGGGGACGCCUUGAAAAGCGAGGCCUUCCGCCAUCAGUUGUUAGAUUAUUGCUGGCCAGCUCCCGUGGAUCUACGUUAUCUACCUACCAGUCAGCCUGGAACGUAUCUCGCUCACUUGUUUGA